Molecule: messenger RNA, 759 nt
Organism: Alternaria postmessia
Lineage: Eukaryota; Fungi; Ascomycota; Dothideomycetes; Pleosporales; Pleosporaceae
Exons: 2
Coding region: 1-759 (252 amino acids)
Source: RefSeq, a predicted model, not a curated record
AUGCGUCCUUCCACUUAUGCUGCGUUGUUCGCCGGUACUGCCAUUGCGCAAGGUAGUGCCAGUGCGCAAGAGUCUGCGACAAUCUUCAACCUCUUCCAGUUCGAUAGCACCCUCACCGUGCUUGGUUCCGAUGCCAGCGCAACAACCUACCAGAACAGCUGUCCUUCAGACAAUGCAGGUAUCUCUGCAGUGCCGACCGAUAUGCUAAACACGGAUGACCCGUCUGCGCCUGAUUCAACUCCGAUGCCUACACCCGCGCCUCGCAUGCGCCGUCAGGACGAUGCUUCCAGCGAUGAUUACUCCUUCUGCGAACCUUACACCAUCAUACAAGGUUCUGAGACAUAUGAGAUGCACCUCACAGACCCGAGUCCAGGCGCAUGGACUGUAGACAUCGCCUGCAGUUGGCAAGGUGCGAUGACAACAGCUGACCUAACCUGUGAUGCCACCAACCGCGGAAGCAUCCCAGGUCUCAGUACCACCGAGACGAAGAGUGUUCUGUCGGCGAGCGAGCUACAGGAUAUGGAAGCUUACCAGGAGGUGGCUUUGGUGACUGCAAGCGGUGCGUCUUCAGCGGGAUCAGCUUCAGCGACUCAAACUUCAGCUUCUACUGGCUCAGGGACAGGAGCAACAUCACCGUCAAGGUCUGGAUCUGGCACCGCUGCGACGAGCACAGGUCUUGCACCUGCUGGAUCAAUUCCAAAUGUGAUGGCCCUGGUCGGAGGUUCCAUCGGUGUUUUUGCUGCAGCCAUGGCUUUGUGA